Molecule: messenger RNA, 2856 nt
Organism: Beta vulgaris subsp. vulgaris (sugar beet)
Lineage: Eukaryota; Viridiplantae; Streptophyta; Magnoliopsida; Caryophyllales; Amaranthaceae
Product: receptor-like protein EIX2
Exons: 2
Coding region: 1-2856 (951 amino acids)
Molecular function (GO): protein binding
Source: RefSeq, a predicted model, not a curated record
AUGGGGAGAUUUUUGCUUGUGACCUUGUACCUAAACUUGAUCAUAAAGUUGUGUUUGAGUGAACAAAAUGGUAGCACAACCUAUAAAUGCAUCGAAUCUGAGAGAGAAGCACUUAGUACGUUCAGGAUGAACCUUGUGGAUCACUCUCAACGUCUUUCUUCAUGGGAUAGUGAUGAUUGUUGCAGUUGGAAAGGCAUUACAUGCGAUGAUCAAACUGGUCAUGUUACCAAAAUUAAUCUUCAAAAUAAACUUCGAUCAAGAGACGCGGUAUUUGAUUCAAUUUCAGAUACAAAAACUUCCUUAAGUGGUAAGGUAAGUUCUUCUUUACUCGAGCUAAAAUAUCUUAGUUACCUCGAUCUCAGCCUCAAUAAUUUUGGAGGUCCAAUUCCUAAGUUCUUUGGGGAUUUUCAAGACAUGAGUUAUCUAAAUCUUGCUUGUGCUUCUUUUUCUGGGGAGAUACCACCUCAACUCGGAAACUUGACAAACUUGCACUACUUAGAUCUUUACUCAUAUUCAAGCUCCCAAGAUUCAUUGACGGCCAAAUCUCUUCAUUGGCUUACUAAACUUACCUCUCUCAAAUAUUUGAACCUUGGAAGUGUUUUACUUUAUCACGUAUCUUCAGAUGCAUUGCAAUCAAUUAAUAUGUUGCAUUCCCUACGUGAGUUGAAUCUUUAUAAUUGUGAUAUGGAAAACCAUUUUCUUGAUCUUGAUCCUAUGACAUUAGUAAAUUUUACUUCUCUUGUGACCCUAAAUAUGUCGGAAAACUUCAUUGAAGGUCCAUUUCCUCAUUGGUUAUCAAAUCUUACUAGCCUUGAGGUGCUUGAUUUAAGUUUAAAUGACCUUAAUGGUCCUCUCCCUAUAUUCUCUGCAAGUAAUUCUUACAACUUGCAAUAUAUGGAUCUUUCGUUAAAUGACUUAGAUGUAAAACUCACUGAAGUUUUACUUGGUUUAAAAUCACUUAAAGCUAAUCUAGAGUACCUUGAUCUAUUAGAUACCAAGAUUUCAGGUUCUAUACCUACUUUUAUAGGCCAUUUUUCAUCCUUGAAGAUGUUGGACCUUUCUGGAAAUGCUAUUUCAGGUACAAUUCCAACUUCUUUAGGAAACUUAUCAUCCUUGAGAAAGUUGGACCUGUCAGGCAACUCUUUCUGGGGUUCAAUACCUUAUUCCAUAGGGAACUUGUCGUCCUUGGAGAAGUUUGACCUCUCUGGAAAUGAGAUGAAUGGUAGCAUUCCAGAGAGCCUUGGGCUCCUGUCGGAGUUAGUUGAGUUGCAUCUUGAUUCCAAUAAGUGGCAAGGCCCUGCUUUUCCUGUAUGGCUUCAAAGCCAAAGCUCUCUAACCUCUGUUGUUCUUCAAAAUACUGGAAUCUCUGACAUAAUACCUGUGGACUGGCUCUCUGAUGUUGCUUCACAGUUAACUUAUCUGGAUCUAUCCAAGAACAGUAUCAGGGGAAAGUUGCCUGCUAGAUUAGUUUUCGCAAAUCUCUCUAUAAUUGAUUUGAGUUCGAAUCGUAUUGAGGGCGACUUCCCAAAUUGGUUGAUCAAUGCACGAGAGUUACAUCUUCAAGAUAAUCUGUUCUCUGGAACUUUACCCGAAGACAUUGGUGAUCUAAUGCCUAGUUUGUUAGAAAUGGAUCUUUCCUGGAACCUUUUCAGUGGCGCUAUCCCAUCAUCUUUUUGUGGAAUGAAGAGUUUGGGAGUCCUUAGCUUAAGAAACAACAACUUCUCCAAAGAGAUACCAGAUUGUUGGGAAAGAGCAGAAAAGCUACAAGAUUUAGAUUUAUCAAACAAUAGAUUAUCUGGUACCAUGCCUCCAUCACUGUUUACUGGAGCCUUCCUUUCUGCUUUGUUGUUAAGUAACAACAAUCUGGACGGGGAAAUCCCAAAGUCAUUGUUUCAGAUUCAUUCGGGUCUUAUGAUGUUGGAUAUUGGAGGAAACAAUUUCUCAGGAAGCUUACCUAUAUGGUUAGGAGAAAGUUUGUCAAGUCUUCUUAUUUUGGUGCUCAGAGAAAAUUCAUUUUCAGGGAAAAUUCCUACUGAGCUAUGCAAGCUUGAAUACCUUCAUUUCCUUGAUCUGUCUUGGAAUACUUUCUCAGGCACCAUCCCAAAGUGUUUCAACAACUUGACUGCUUUGGUGAAUGGAAGCUAUGACAUAUUCCACGACACUCAACGAUAUUUCGGGAUACACUAUGAUGGACACUUGGUUGUUACAACAAAAGGGAGCCAGUAUGAGUAUGGUAAGACUGCUGCAUUGGUUAACGGCAUUGAUCUUUCGGGGAAUAACCUUUCUGGGAGUAUUCCACCUCAAAUAACAAGCCUUUCAUUACUAGCCAUUUUGAACCUGUCAAUGAAUCACUUGAGUGGAAACAUUCCACAAAAUAUUGGUGAUAUGAGAUCAUUAGAAACACUUGAUUUGUCAAACAACCAUCUUUCAGGCGCAAUUCCUUCAACUUUAUCCUUGCCAACUUUCCUUGCACACUUAAACUUGUCUUUCAACAACCUCGAGGGUAGAGUCCCCUCGGGCAGUGAGCUUCAAACUCUUAAUGAUCCAUCCAUUUAUGAGGGUAAUUCAUUACUUUGUGGUGCUCCUCUCCUUACCAAGUGUGCCGGAGAUCAUGGAACUACAAGUUUGGUGACGCCAACUUCUAGCAUACAAGUGCAGGAGGAUGAAGACGACAAGAAUGACUAUGAGGGGAUUUGGUUCUACAUAACCAUUGUCUUGGGAUUCAUUGUGGGAUUUUGGAGCGUUUGUGGAACUCUGGCGUUGAAGAAAUCAUGGAGAGAUGCUUAUUUUUAUUUUUUAGAAGACAUGGGAAAUAAAAUAGGGCUGCGAUUGAAGUUUAGGCACACCGAUCACUAG